Molecule: messenger RNA, 549 nt
Organism: Capsicum annuum
Lineage: Eukaryota; Viridiplantae; Streptophyta; Magnoliopsida; Solanales; Solanaceae
Exons: 2
Coding region: 1-549 (182 amino acids)
Source: RefSeq, a predicted model, not a curated record
AUGGAGGAAGAAGCGAGGGGUAGUUUGAGAGUGGGGGCAAGGUAUGGUGUUAGGACAGGUUUAGGGUAUAAAGUGAGGAGAGAUGAAGAAGAGAAGCGGGUGAAUAGGGAGGUGUACAAGGUAGCUACGAGGGAGGCUAAGUUGGCAGUUAUGGCUGCCAAGUUAGCAACGUUUAAGCAUUUGUAUGAUAGGUUAGAGGAGAAAGAAGGAGAUAAGAGGUUGUACACUCUUGCAAAAGUUAGAGAGCAGAAAGGCCGUGACCUAGAUCAAGUGAAGUACAGUAAGGGUGAGGAUGGCAGUGUUAUAGUGGAGGAUGCUCACAUUAAGAAGAGAUGGCAGGGCUACUUUCAUAAACUUUUAAAUGUUGAAGGGGUCAGAGGCACUGAGCUAGAAGAGCUGGAACAUUCAAAAAAGAGUCGUGAUUUCAGCUACUGCAGACGUUUUAAGGUAGAGGAGGUCAAAGAGGCUAUUCAUAAGAUACGAAGGGGUAUUCAUAAGAUGCGAAGGGAUAGGACGACAGGGCCGGACGAGAUUCCGGUAGAUUUUUAG